Messenger RNA from Williopsis jadinii, 1519 nucleotides. RefSeq names its product putative serine/threonine protein kinase SPS1 (gene SPS1). Gene Ontology annotation, biological process: protein phosphorylation. The coding region runs from base 1 to 1368 and encodes 455 amino acids. The transcript is spliced from 2 exons. The record is from RefSeq and is a predicted model, not a curated record. NCBI's taxonomy places the organism in Eukaryota, Fungi, Ascomycota, Saccharomycetes, Phaffomycetales, Wickerhamomycetaceae. Gene Ontology annotation, molecular function: protein kinase activity; ATP binding.
AUGCGCGAUUUAUGUGAUAACUACGCAAUAGAUGACUGUAUUGGAAGGGGUAACUUUGGUGAUGUAUACCGUGCAAUUGAUAGAACUACGUCAAAGGUGGUCGCUAUCAAAGUUGUCAAUCUUGAACAGACCGAUGACGAAAUCGAAGUUCUUGUCCAGGAGAUUACUUUUUUGUCGCAGAUGCGUUCACCUUAUAUUACACACUACUAUCAGACGUUUGUCAGUGAUGUGAGCAUGUGGAUUGUGAUGGAAUACUGUGGUGGUGGUUCUUGUGCUGACUUGUUGAAGUGCCAUAAACAUUUGAGUGAAGAACUGACUAGUUUUAUCAUCAGGGAAACUUUAAAAGGCUUGGAAUAUUUACACAGUGAGAAAAAGGUACACCGUGAUAUCAAAGCUGCAAACAUUCUUUUGACUGCGGAUGGACAAGUAAAGCUUGCAGAUUUUGGUGUUUCUGGUCAGAUCACUCCAACUCAACUUCGGAAGGAUACAUUUGUCGGUACGCCAUUUUGGAUGGCUCCUGAGAUUAUCACCAGAAAGUGUGGAUACAAUGAGAAGGUUGAUAUCUGGUCCUUGGGAAUAACAACUAUUGAAUUGGUGUCUGGUGCUCCACCUUAUGCUGACUAUGAGCCUAUGAAAGUUUUGUUUCAAAUACCGAAGAAUCCAUCACCUGUAUUGACAGGUUCCAACUACAGUGAACACAUUAAGGAAUUUGUCAAGCUUUGCCUCCUCAAAAACCCACAGAGCAGACCCUCUGCUACUGCUUUGUUGAAGACAAAAUUCAUCAAAAUAUGGAGGAAAAGUACACCAUUAGUCCCAUUAAUACAAGCCAAAGAUGAAUGGAUAGCUGAGAACAAACCAAGAUCGAAAAGGCCACGAUAUAAUUUGAGUAACAAAUUGUACUCUCAAAGCCCUGCAACGUUGAAGUGGAAUUUCACUGACAAGAAAAAGCUGGUUUCAGUGUCACCAAUUGGGCUAGUCGAAGGAUGUGGAGAUCAGUACAAGUGUAUUUCAACUGAAGAAUCCGAUAAAUGCCAAUCUCUGGAAACAUUUUCUAGUCCAUUGAUGAAGUCCACGGAAACUGGUGUAACUUCUCCCGAUAACAAACCAAUCGCUCAUGAGACCACAACUGUAGGGGACUCCCAGACUUUAGAGAAGAAACCCCUUGAUUAUUUAAACGAAGUUAUGAUGUACUGUUUCAAGAGAGUCCACCAUAGAGCCAAGACAAGUGAUACAAAACUUGCAGUUUCUUCGUUACUGAAGCAGUUGGUUGUGACUGAACGUGUCCAGCCCGGGUUAGCAGAGCUGUUAUGCGAAGAGAUCUGGUUACGGAUGUUACGCCUUCAAAGCAAUAUGGAUUGCCAUAGUUAGGUUUCAAGCAUUGAUCCUCGUCGACGAUAUAUGAUUUGCUACUAUGAAUCGUUUCUUAAUACUGAUGACAAACAAUAUUCGAUUUCUUUAAUGAUAUAUUAAUUGUGAUAUGAUUUAUAUAUAUAAUGACUGAAUAUGUAAGCGGAAGUAU